AAUGAAAGAUUCUUACUCUUUAGUCUUUACUACUCAGUCGUUGUAGUAGGCGUUGUGUUGCUGACAAUUACCAUCACUCCUACUUUGUUAGAAAUGUGUUGACAAGUGACGAAAUUGGGGAAGGAAGCUCAUCAUCAAAAUUUGAGAUUAUUCCAUCAACCAUCACACCAAUUGAACUGCUGUUGCUCUAUUUACCAUUCUGUAUCAGUAACCAUCUUUCUCUUUCUCGUGCUCAUUUUGCAACUAUCCACCAUCUUUUGCUUUUGUAUUUGGUUUAAUUUCGUUUUAAUGUUGUUCCAACUUCGAACCAGGUAAAAUGAAGUGAGCAACCAUCAACAAGAAAAGACAGAGCCAUGGCACAGUAUCUUGCACGGCUCAACCGUUUUACCCUCUCUAUUCCACUUAAUGCCAUAGUGGUAAACGAAUACCCAGAAUUGCUUGAACGUUGUAUUCAAUCUAAGUCUCUUAAAGAUUGUAAAUUAAUCCAUGGACAUCUUCUUAAGAACAACAGCUAUUAUGGCAAUGUAUCUUCUUUUGUGUUCGAAAAGCUCACCCGUCUGUAUCUUAUAUGUGGCCAACUUGCUGUUGCCCGCUAUGUGUUUGAUGAUAUUUCUAAACCAACUGUUAUUCUGUGGAAUAUGAUGAUCCGAGCAUAUGCGUGGAAUGGACCAUUUGAAUCUUCAAUUAAUUUAUACUCUAGAAUGAUUCUUUCUGACACUCUUCCUAACAAAUUUACCUUCCCUUUUGUUCUUAAGGCGUGCUCUAGUUUGAGUGCAAUUGAAUUUGGUGAAAUAAUUCAUAAGCAUGUUGUGCAACUUGGGUUUGAUUCAGAUGUUUAUGUUUCCACUGCUUUGAUCGAUUUGUAUGCCAAAUGUGGAGACAUGACAAGAGCGGAGAAAGCAUUUUAUGGAAUGAAGUGUAGGGAUAUUGUUGCUUGGAAUGCCAUGAUUACUGGUUUUGCAGUUCAUUGGUUUUAUGAUGACAUGAUGAGAUUGAUUGUUCAAAUGCAGGAAGCAGGCAUAAGCCCCAAUUCUUCUACUGUUGUGACUAUACUGCCAGCAGUUGCUCAAGCUAGUGCCUUGAGUCAUGGGAAGGUACUCCAUGGGUAUUGUAUAAGGCAAGGUUUUAACAAUGCGAUUAUGGUGGGCACAGGGCUUUUGGAUAUGUAUGGGAAAUGUGGGUGCAUUUCUUACGCAAGGACGAUCUUUGACUCUUUGGGUGUUCGAAAUGAAGUCACUUGGAGUGCUAUGAUUGGUGCAUAUGUUGUAUCUGACCGCAUGCAAGAAGCUUUGGAAUUGUUUAACUAUAUGUUGCUUGAGGAUUUUGGAAUACCAUCAAUGGUUACUCUUUGUUGUGCUCUUCGAGCAUGCACUAAGCUGAGUGAUUUAAUUACUGGGAGAAGGAUCCAUGGAUGCGUUUUGAAAUUAGGGUAUCUUUCUGAUUUAAUGGUUAGUAAUACAAUUCUUUCUAUGUAUGCGAAGUGUGGUGUUUUAGAUGACGCUGUAAAGUUUUUCGAAGAAAUGAAUUCAAUUGAUAAAGUCUCUUAUGGUGCAAUAAUUUCUGGGUGUGUGCAAAAUGGUAAUAGUCUGCAAGCCUUGAAGGUCUUCAAGAAUAUGCAGAUUUCAGGAAUUAAUCCUGAUGAGACUACUAUGCUCUCCCUACUACCAGCUUGUUCACAUUUGACUGCUUUGAGAUAUGGGGUGUGUGCCCAUGGUUAUUCAGUAAUCCGUGGUUUUGUGGCUGAUACUUCGAUCUGUAAUGUGUUGAUUGAUAUGUAUGCUAAAUGUGGAAAGAUCAAGACUGCUAGGGAAGUUUUUGAUAGAAUGCAGAUUCAUGAUAUAAUUUCAUGGAAUUCUAUGAUUUCUGCCUAUGGUAUUAAUGGCCAAGGGUCAAAUGCGAUUUCUCUGUUUAAUGAAUUGAGAACGACUGGUAUUUUGCCAGAUGAUAUUACAUUCAUCAGUCUUCUAAUUGCUUGUACUCACUCAGGUCUUGUUGCAGAAGGGAAAUAUUGCUUCGAUGCCAUGGUAAAAGAGUUUCAGAUUGUCCCUAGGAUUGAUCAUUGUAUAUGCAUGGUUGAUCUCUUGGGCCGAGCAGGUCGUCUAGAGGAGGCUAGAAGUUUCAUUGACCAAAUGCCAUGCACACCCAAUGUACAUAUUUGGAGUGCUUUACUUGCUGCAUGCAAAAUCCACAAAAAUGUCGAGUUAGCUGAAGAAGCAUCGAAGAGAAUCCAAAUUCUAGGUCCUGAAAGUUCCGGCAAUUUUGUGCUUCUGUCUAAUAUAUAUAGUUCUGCUGGGAGAUGGGAAGAGGCCGCAUCUAUUAGAAUCACGCAACGUGAUCAAGGUUUUCAGAAAAUACCAGGAUGUAGUUGGGUAGAGGUUAAUGGAACUAUUCAUGCAUUCAUCGGUGGGGACGAUACACACCCACUAUCAAAUCAAAUAUACAUGAAACUGGAGGAACUUUUAGUAGAGAUUAAAAAAGUGGGAUAUCAGGCAGUCCCCAGUGUUGUUUUUCAGGAUGUGGAAGAGGAAGAAAAAGAACAUAUUCUUCUUCAUCAUAGUGAAAAGUUAGCCAUCGCAUUCGCUGCAAUUACCUUAAACCCACCCCAACCCAUUUUUGUCACCAAAAAUUUGCGGGUUUGUGGUGAUUGUCACGAGGCUAUUAAGUAUAUCACUCUUGUUACAAAGAGGGAGAUAACAGUUAGAGAUACCAGUCGUUAUCACCAUUUCAAAGAUGGUGCGUGCAACUGUGGAGAUUUUUGGUAACAUUUAGUGAAAAACUAAAUCAUUUUUUACACCUUGUGGAUCCUGAACUGAACACAUCAAUUUGUUCUUUCAAUGAACAAGAUCAUGGAAGACAUAAUGGUUGCAACCUCCAUGAAAAUGGUUGACGGAAGCCACAAAGGAGGUGUCCUUGAAGCUCAUCCUUAUGCAUUUCCUGUUUCUGAGCCUGGUAAUCUUUAUGUCCUAAUUGGGAAGAUAUCACCAGCUCUAAAUGGAAGGACGAAAACUACAAUAGAAUAGUCAUGGCCGGUUACCUGCUGGUCCAGCAGUGCUGGAGCUUUACAGGCAAGAAAACGGAACAGCUGAAAAGUUUAGCUCCAAAAUGGUGGUUGCCUUUCAAAUACAAGCUAACUUAGACUUUACUUGAUGAGAGAUGGAUCCAUAUUGGAAGCAGUACUUGAAUGGGAUCACUCAGCUGAUUUAACCUAUUUCAUGCUCGUGCGACUAAGUAUCGAAGCGGUAAAUCGUGGUUGUCGUACAUUCAUCAGGUGCUGGGUUUGGCCUUCACGUCGGGGAGAUUCACUAGCUUAGUUUGACUAGCCAUGAGCCUCAAAACUCUUGGAGAGAGCUUGUUUUUUCUGGGGGAGAUUCAGGUCAAUGCUUUCUUCUGGGAACAAAAUCCAGGAAGAGUAUCCAAUCAAGGAUUGUAGGGUCAUGCCUGCAGUGUCUGCUAUGUAUACGACUUUAUUCUCCUCCUCCAACAUUUUACUCUCCUUAAUUAAUUGUUUUAGGUGUCGCCUGUGUAGGUUGUAAAAAGGGUAAAAAUUAGCCCAGUAAUUAAUUGGAUUAUAGUGCAGGGCCUGUAUUAGAUAUAGAUAAAUCGGCCUAAAAUAGUUUACCCCAAAAUGGGAGUACUGGAAUUCAGCAACCCCCCUCGGGUAAAGUUUUACAUUAGGUAUAAAAAUAAAACAGACGAAAAAGCUACAGCAACCGGCAGCAUCAACUGUUUUCUCAAAGUUCCUUUCUCUCUCCUCCAAACUCUUUUCUCUCUCCCAUUUCUUUUCUGUAUCCUCCAAUUUUUGUACUCACGGAGAAGAUGGCUUUAUAGUGUAUGUUAUAUUUUGCUAUUCUAGUACUUUUAUGCCAAACUAUCUGUUUUUAUGUACGUAAAUUUUUCUUUGGUAAUUCUUUCCCAUUUA
Messenger RNA from Amaranthus tricolor (Joseph's coat), 3919 nucleotides. Its product is annotated as pentatricopeptide repeat-containing protein At3g16610-like. Gene Ontology annotation, molecular function: zinc ion binding; protein binding; RNA binding. The transcript has 3 exons. The record is from RefSeq and is a predicted model, not a curated record. Bases 354 to 2762 code for a protein of 802 amino acids. Gene Ontology annotation, biological process: RNA modification. NCBI's taxonomy places the organism in Eukaryota, Viridiplantae, Streptophyta, Magnoliopsida, Caryophyllales, Amaranthaceae.